AGAUCAACACAUUUAAAUCAUGUGUUUACAUAGUAAAUGCAUUACACAGGAUUUAGAUUAGAGUCUUGCUGUAGCAGUUUAUUCAGAGCCUGAAAUCCUAAAACCUGAGCCAAUUAAUUCACUCUACAAAGUAGGACAUAUCUUUGGGUUAUCCAUAUUUGUGUACCAGCAGAAGACAAAUAGCAUCUUUGGGAAUCCCAAAUCAUUUGAGAGGAAAUGAAAAUGGUCUAAAUGGCAAAUAAAGGCAACAAUACUAAUGGUUUUCUUUACCACUCCCAGAGAGAGAGGACAUCCAUCUUUUCCAAUGGAACAGGAACCAGCAGAAGAUGCACACGCAGAUCCCAGUGAAGGCAAUUUGGAUGAACAAGAUAAUAGUCAAGUAUCUUCAGAAUCACAAAAAAGGCCUGAGGAGAUAAAAAAGAAAAUUGCGGAAACCUUCUUCUAUAUGCGUGAAGAUGUAUAUUCAGGACCAUAUGCCACUGAUGACCUUGAGAUAUCCACUGACCUUCUUAUUUUUAAACAUUCUUUUGGAUAUGACUGUACCAGACCUGUAAACCUGAUGAUGAUGGAUGGACAUACUGUGGGGCAUAUAGCAGGCAACCAGGUGGUGCUCCAGAACCUGAGAACUAAGUAUCAGAAAUACAUCAGGAGCAGCGGUGGCGGAGGAAUUGGGUUUAUCACAGCACACCCUAGUAAGGAGUACUUUGCAGUUGGAGAAAAAGGAAAGAAGCCAAACAUUGUCAUCUACACAUAUCCUUCGGUGAGGCCCUACAGAAUACUGAAAGGUGGAACAGAGGUAGCCUAUGUUUUUGGUGAUUUCAAUCAUACUGGCACUUUGCUGGCCAGUGUUGGGAGCAGCCCUGACUACAUGUUGACUAUCUGGGACUGGAAACAAGAAGAGACUCUGCUGAGGUCCAAAGCUUUUGCACAGGAUGUGUACAAGGUCAUGUUUUCUGCUGAGAAUGAAGAGCAUCUAACUACAGGUGGAUCAGGACACAUCAGGUUCUGGAAGAUGGCUCUCACAUUAACUGGUCUCAAGUUACAAGGAGCUUUGGGCAGGUUUGGAAAAACAGCAGUAUCUGACAUUAUAAGUUUUGUGGAGCUGCCCGAUGGGAAGGUUGUCUCAGGAACUGAAUGGGGCAAUUUGCUUCUUUGGGAAGGUGGCCUCAUUAAAGUAGAGCUCUGUCAAGCUGGACAUAAGCCCUGUCACGAGGGCCCUGUCAGCCAGUUAGUUUUUGAUGAAGGAGAACUUUACUCUGUUGGAAAAGAUGGUGUCAUUCGGAUGUGGAACUUCGAGGUAAUAGAUACUGCUGAUCCUGUGGAUGACACAGGGUUAGUGGAGAUGGAGCCUAUGAAUGAACUUUGGCUUGGCAAGAAUGUCAGCCUGAAUUUCAUGACAAAAAUUCUUGACCAUGGACAGCCCUUUUGGUAUGCUCAGGAUACAAGUGGAGCAAUAUGGAAGCUGGAUUUGACUUUUUCAAAUAUGACCCAUGACCCAGAGCGCGUGUGUACCUUCCACUCUGGGAGGAUCGAGGCCAUCGGUGUCUCUCCCUUUACAUGUCUGAUGGCCACCACAGCUCUUGACCGGUCAGUGCGCAUCUAUGAUUUUGGCAGCAACAGCCAACUGAGUGUAAUCAAGUUUAAACAGGGAGGAACAGCACUGACAUGGGCACCGGCUGUUGUGAAUCCUGAAGGAGGUCUAAUUGCUGUGGGGUUUGAAGAUGGUAUUGUCCGCAUAAUUGAGGUUUAUGAUCCCAAACUGCUGCCUGGUCGUGAAGGACAGGCCAAGGAGAGUGCAGAGAUAAAUCUGAAACAAGUUUUCAAACCUCACACUGCUGCAGUUACAGCCCUGGCCUAUGAACGAAAGGGAGAUGUGUUUGCCACAGGGAGUAAAGACAAAACAGUUUUCUUUUUUGCUAUUGAGGAUAAAUACAAGCCAAUUGGAUUCAUCUGUGUCCCUGGGCCUGUACAGGCAUUACAGUGGUCUCCACCUUCUCAUGACAAGAGCACACUGCUCAUCCUUUGUGAGAAUGGCUUUGCUGUCCAGGUUCCUGCCCCUCUCCCUGGGAAGCAGGAUACAGCGACCACCUAUCACAUAAAAAACCUGCCAACACAGUACUUCCACUUUUAUAGCAUUAAAUCCCGAAUUAAGCUGGAAGAGGAGAUUGUACGGAGAGAGAAAGAAAAGCAGGAGAAGGAGAAAGCAAGGCUUGAAUGGAUAAAGCAGCAAAAGGAGAUGGGACUUGAGGUAGAAGAAACUAAAGAGGAAGAACCUGAAGAAGAGCCAUUGCCACCUAUCUACAUACCAGAGGAGCCCAGUCCCAUCCUCUGUGGCUUUUAUUCAUCACCAGGAAAAUUUUGGCUUUCCUUGGGUGGGUACGACUCAGGGUUUCUGUAUCAUUGUGAAUUCUCACAUGAUGAUGAAGAAGACCCUGAGAAGAGGAAAGAUGAACCCUUUGAUGUGAUUCCUAUGGAGGACACCAACGACAAUCCCAUUCACCAGAUCUCCUUCUGUACCAGCAACCCUCUGAUGUUCUGUGGGAUGCAGGAUGGCUCUCUUCGUGCUUAUCCUCUCAGUGUUAAAGACCUCUCAGCAGAUGUCCUGAAGGACUACUGGUACAUGAAUGUACAUGACAAUGAUAAUGGGCAGAUCCUGGGAAUCUGUUGUAGUCAUGAUGAGAGGUGUCUGAUUACCUGUGGUGGAGAUGGAAACAUUUUUACAUUUGACCUCUGGUCAGAGGAAGAGCUUCCCAAAGAGCUAAAAGUCAUAAUCCCCCCUCCUAGGAGUGGUCUGGAGAAGGAGAAGGCUGCUGAAGACAUUAAGGAUCCUAAUGCCUACACUAUUGAGGAAUACAAGCAGAAAAAGGAGUAUGAAUGGAAAAUGAAGGAAGCUGAAGAAAAGAAAAAUAAGAAAAGAAAGGAGUUAAGUGCACUGAGACAAGACUUUGUUUUUCUCCUUCAAAAGAAUCAGGAGUUGCCCAAGCACAUGCAGUUGCACAGAGAGGAGUUUGAGAUGGACCAUAGGAUCUUUGAAGAGCUGGAUAGGCAGACACUAAAGAGAAUCCAGUUAGUGCAAGAGAAGCUGGCUUGGGAGCAUGAGAAACAAUUGAUUGGAUUGCAGAAACUACAAAGACAGUUUCGGGACUCUCUGGAAUUCACUCUGACUGUUCAUGCUAUUCAAAGCAAUCAUCAGAUUUCCACCUACAGCCUUCUAACAGUGUCUGAGAAAUAUGCCCAACGUAAGAAACAUGGGAACAGCAAGUGGACAGUACUUAAAGAGAAGUGGACAGCACUUAAAGAGGCAGAACAAGCAGAAGAGGAAAUUCCCAGUGAGACAAGCCCUGUGCAUAGAGAAAAUGUAGCUUUUGAGAAUGAAGCUGAAAUGCUGGAGACACCAGCGGUCCAAAAGCUAACUACACGUUACAUAGAAAGCAGACGUCAGAAAAUCAGAAGACUUGUUGAGAAAUAUGAUGCACUGAAAGCCAAGAUCAUGAAGAGGAGGGCAGAGUGGAAUGAAUUAUACAAGAGCAAACCUAGAGAUAUCUAUGAAGAUUCCAAAGAUGCCGAGGAGAUCAAAGAAGCACAGGAGAAUAUAGGAUGUUACAGGUUGAAGACUGCCACUAACUACACACUCACUGAAGACGAGCGUAUAAGCACUGAAAAGAAGAUGAUGCAACUUGCAACUCUGGAAGACUUGAUGCAUAACAUGAAAGUGAAUAUGAACAAAGAGAUUGUGUCUUUACGGGAUCUCAAGGUUUCUAUUAUUGAUGAAAUCAAGAGUUUAGUGAAGAAAGUGAAAUUCAUACAGGCUAGCCUAGAUGUAUCAGAACAUCUCCCUAUUCCCCUGAUCCCUCAGUUACACCCAGAUGAGGUUCCUGAAAAAAUAGUUGAGUACAACAGUGAUGUCCUUCUAAAGUUCAGAGAGGAGCAGGCGGCCAAGGCAAAGCUCAAGGAACCACUGGAAAGGUGUUCCUCAUCUCGUGCAUUUAGGCACGUGUUUCUUCAAACUCCUCCAGUGGAAGAGGAUGACCCCGUGGCACAGGCUGGAGAUGCAUCAGCUGUGGUCACAGAGGAGGCUUUUGAGAUGGAGAAAGCAGAGCCAACAGAAAUGGAACUGGAAAUUUUAAAGAGGGAGAAGAUAAAAAAUCUAUACCUGCAGGAGACCUUGAUUAAAAAGAUCAACGCACUGGUGAUCAAUUUCGAUGCUGAACUUCGCCUUUUGCGGCACAAGAAACUGAAGAUGGAUGUCCAGAUGAAAAGUGCUAGUCUGCGCUGCAUCACAUGCUGUGAAGAGCUGCUUAUCCUGAAGAAACUUGAGAUACAUGAGGACCUUCUUGAGGAGCGAAUUUGUGCCCUCAUCAAUGAACAGGAGGACAUACAAUCAAAAUUGAAGAGCUACCUUGCACAAAUGGAGGAUAGAAAGUGUGAGAUUGUAAUGCUUCAGGAACGUGAGAAAGCUCUUUAUGCCAGCUUCGAAGCUUCCCUUGGAGAAAACAACGAAUUUGCUGAUUUUCUGAUCAAUAUUUUGAAGGCAGAAGUUGAGUGUGUGGAAAGAGAAGCAGAUGAAGAAAAUGAGAAUGAAGAGGAGGAUGAUGAUAAAAAGCCUGACUUAAAGACUGAUGAAGAAAAUUGUGGAUCUGAAAAUGUAGUCUUUGACUCCGUUUGCCCAGAAGGCUGCAGUGAGGAUCUCUUCCUGAACACUAUCCAGCUCCGGCAGCAGCGAAUAAGCAUUGAGAAAGCUUUAGCAGAGGAGAAGAAAGUUGCUGCUGAUCUCAAAAAGGAAUAUAAUGCCUUGGCCAAAAAGGCAAAAGAAUUAGAAACCAGUCUGGACACAACGAACAGGGAGCUGGAGGCCUUUCAGUGGGAAAAGCUGCACAGACUGAAUGAGCUGUAUGUAGUUGUGCCUUUGAGACUCCAUCAGGUGCAGUGCUUGGUUGAUGGGGAGAUGCCCUGUGACUUCUCCCAGACUUUAGUAUUUACCAACCAGUCCUUGCAGUACCUGCAGAAGAGAAUUGUGGACCUACAUAAUGAAAAGAUAAUGCAAAGAGAGAUCCAUAAAAAGGCCCGAGAGCAACAUAAGCAGCUUCUCCAGGACAAAAAGGAGAUGGAGAUGGAGAUUCAACGACUGGAGGAGAGGUGCAAUCAUCUGAUGAUGGAGAAGUUUGGUCGGCUGGUUGAUUUUGAAGCAGUUCAAGCCCACUCUGUUAAUAUACCCAUGGAGCAAAUGAGAGUGAGAAUAAUGGAGAAAGAGUAUGAGCAUUUUGUGGAGCUCAAAGAAUGGGAGGAAAGAACUGUAGGCCUGCAGCAUCAGCUAACAACACUGACAAGGGAAAACACCAGCAAGCUGCACCAGCUGAACAGGUUUUGCUAUGAAAAACAUCAGCUUGAAACUGAGCUGGAAUCACUGACAACUGGUCAGGGUGGAGAAUUUGAGGGCACACAAAGUAGUGACAUCAAAGAGACAGCCAGGCUGGAGUCACGGCUCAUGCACAUGACUUAUGAGGUGGCCCUUCUGAGAAAGGAAAUCAACCAUGGCAGAAUUGAUGGCAUGUAGAACUUGCUUUCCUUAGCAGAAAAGGUGGGUGCCUCUUUCUACCACAGGACACUGAGACUCCAACUCCCUCUUCAGAAAUAGUAACUAGCAAUCCACGUCACCCUUAAAAUUAACUGUGGCAGCAGUCAUGCCUCAAAGUGCAAAAUUAAUUGUUUUGGCUAG
Molecule: messenger RNA, 5716 nt
Organism: Sturnus vulgaris (Common starling)
Lineage: Eukaryota; Metazoa; Chordata; Aves; Passeriformes; Sturnidae
Gene: CFAP44
Product: cilia and flagella associated protein 44
Molecular function (GO): protein binding
Source: RefSeq, a predicted model, not a curated record